UACAGAGCCAGGGCUAAGUUACCCGGAUCUUGGAGAAUAGGUCAGAUCGCAAAACAACUCCGAGAAAAGGAAGGCAAAUUAUGGGAAACGAAACCUCCCUUCCUUUGGAGCUGUGCUCCACAUUUGAUGCAGAUGAAAUCAAAAGGCUUGGGAAGCGUUUUAAAAAACUGGACUUGGACAACUCUGGUUCUUUAAGCGUUGAUGAAUUUAUGUCCUUACCAGAGCUUCAACAAAACCCACUUGUACAGAGAGUCAUAGAUAUAUUUGAUGAAGACGGAAAUGGGGAAGUUGACUUCAAAGAAUUCAUCCAAGGUGUUUCACAAUUUAGCGUAAAAGGGGACAAAGAAUCUAAACUUAAGUUUGCAUUUAAAAUCUAUGAUAUGGACAAAGAUGGUUUUAUUUCAAAUGGAGAAUUGUUCCAAGUGUUAAAAAUGAUGGUGGGCAACAACCUAAAAGACACACAGUUACAGCAGAUAGUGGACAAAACUAUUAUCUUAGCUGAUCAGGAUGGAGAUGGCAAAAUUUCCUUUGAUGAAUUCUCUGCAAUUGUAGGAGGCAUGGAUGUACAUAAAAAGAUGGUUGUGGACGUAUAGCAAAAUAGACAACAUCUCUAACAGUAGGGCUCCUUUAGGAUGAAAUAUGUC
Lingula anatina is the source of this 644-nucleotide messenger RNA. RefSeq names its product calcineurin subunit B type 1. The record is from RefSeq and is a predicted model, not a curated record. Lineage: Eukaryota; Metazoa; Brachiopoda; Lingulata; Lingulida; Lingulidae. Gene Ontology annotation, molecular function: calcium ion binding.